Messenger RNA from Oncorhynchus keta (chum salmon), 2347 nucleotides. Its product is annotated as thyrotropin-releasing hormone receptor-like. The transcript has 3 exons. Gene Ontology annotation, molecular function: thyrotropin-releasing hormone receptor activity. The coding region runs from base 254 to 1462 and encodes 402 amino acids. Gene Ontology annotation, cellular component: membrane. Gene Ontology annotation, biological process: phospholipase C-activating G protein-coupled receptor signaling pathway. The record is from RefSeq and is a predicted model, not a curated record. NCBI's taxonomy places the organism in Eukaryota, Metazoa, Chordata, Actinopteri, Salmoniformes, Salmonidae.
GAGAGAGAGAAAGAAAGAUAUAUAUAUAUUUAUAUAUAUAUAUAUAUAGAUAUAUAUAUAUAUAUAUAUAUAUCUUUCUCUCUCAGAGAGGGGUACAGCACCACUGAGAGGGCAACUAGUCAUUUUACUAUCUCUGUGGAUAUCAGAUGGACUUGAGUUAUGAAGCUCAGACCUUUCCAAACCAUGGAUUUUUGUCAACUGUUCCACCUCAAGGCAAAUUAAAGCAGAAGAAAGGUGCCAACAGUAAAACACCAUGGAGAAUACUACUGACACCUCUCAAGAUGUCUUAAAUUUCACACAGAGUGAAGUUCUAAUUAGUAUGCCACAGAACUCAAUUGAAGUGCAAGUUAUAACAAUUGUUCUCGCACUUCUAAUAUGCGGAGUUGGGAUAGCGGGGAAUAUAAUGGUGGUGUUGGUUGUGCUGCGCACCAAACACAUGAUGACUCCUACAAACUGUUAUCUUGUCAGUCUGGCUAUUGCGGACCUUGUCGUCCUUCUAGCGGCAGGUUUACCUAAUAUUUCUGAAGUAGUCGACUCUUGGAUAUACGGUUACGCUGGGUGCCUUUGCAUCACAUACCUGCAAUAUCUGGGUAUUAAUGUAUCAUCCUGCUCCAUCACAGCCUUCACCAUUGAGCGUUACAUUGCUAUCUGCCACUCCAUCAAGGCGCAAUUUAUUUGCACCGUGUCUCGGGCGAAGAGGAUCAUUGCCUGUGUGUGGAUUUUCACCUCGCUGUACUGCACAAUGUGGUUCUUUUUAGUGGACACGAACGAAACCGUCUACGCCGAUGGAGUGGUGGUCAGCUGUGGCUACCGUGUCUCAAGAAACCUCUACAUGCCAAUUUACUUUCUAGACUUUACUUUGUUUUACGUCAUCCCUCUCAUUGUGGCCACUGUACUGUACGGUCUUAUCGCAAAGGUUUUAUUUAUGAGCCCCUUGCCAACCAAUCUCAACGACAGAAGUGAAGGUUCUAUACACCAGGGGCGAUCCACCAGCAACGUGAAGGUGUCGUGCAAAUCGAACAAGGGUGCAGUGACGUCAAGAAAACAGGUUACAAAGAUGCUAGCAGUGGUGGUGAUUCUUUUCGCCUUGCUCUGGAUGCCAUACCGGACACUGGUGGUGGUCAACUCUUUCAUGGACCCACCCUACCUCAACACGUGGUUCUUGCUCUUCUGCCGCAUGUGCAUCUACGUCAACAGCGCCAUCAACCCUAUCAUCUACAACCUCAUGUCUCAGAAGUUCCGGGCCGCCUUCAAAAAGCUUUGCAAGUGCAAGGGCCAAGACCCAGAGAAAGUUACCAAGUACAGUGUGCCAGUGUAUUACAGUGUCGUGAAGGACUCUUCCCGUGAGAGCCAUGCACAGACAGAGCAGGAGGAUGUCAGCAGCUUUGGUAACACUAGUGUUAAGAGUGUCAACUUCACAGAUGACUGUGGGGACACCGGCACUAUGUUCAGCAUUGCCUGACAGAAGGACAAAAUUAAGAGCAGUUCUUUGUGUAAAAUUAGGUUUUAUAAAGGCCAUGUGCGUAGGGUCACCGUUAAUGUGAUGUACAGUAUUUUUACCAUAUGUGUCAAAGUUCAGUACUAAUGUACUUUUUUCUUGUACAUACACUUUGUCAUUUACUGUUGAAAUGUAUUGACCAUCUGCUAUAGUUUACAUUCUUAUACCACAGCCCAAACCUACAGUAUAUCACCUAAUAUUUAGGUAGAGAGUUUCUAGUUAAAAACCCAUUGUCUGCUUGUUAAAAGACAUCCAGUCAACCAAACAAUCUAAAAUAUUGGCUGUAGAACUCAUGAGGGUUGGAGACUAUCCUGAUAUUAAUCUUUGCAUUUUAAUCAGAAACUCAUUCAAACUUCAAACAAAGAGCAGCAGGUGGAUGGACUAGUUAGUCAAUCAAUAACAAUAAUUCAUCAAUGAAGAUCCAGGUAGAAACAUAAACAACAGGACUGCAGCCUCUGAGUUGUGGACUCCUGUCAUUUACAAGAAGUAAAGGCUUGAAUGUCACAUGACUAAUAUCAUCAAAACACCUUCAUGCAGGUUGUGGGUUUGUUGGUUUGUUUGACAUUUUCUUGUUGGCCUCUUGAAACCUCUGAAACUAUUGCGCUCAUCACACUGUACAGUAUCUGUUCUGGUCUAUGUAUGUUGAAGCAUGUAAAUCCUGUAGUAAAAUGUGACAGUGUGGAAGAUGGAAUGUUUUAUUAAUAUAUUGCAUAUAGCUUUUUUACAUUUUCAAAUGCAGCACUUUCUCAUACCGGUUAUAACAAUGUCUAUAACAGUCAUGGCUUUUUGGGGACUUGAUUUUUGUGAUUAAUUUGAGCAAUUCAUUGAAUUAAAGGUGACCAACCAUCA